Molecule: messenger RNA, 1146 nt
Organism: Salvia miltiorrhiza (redroot sage)
Lineage: Eukaryota; Viridiplantae; Streptophyta; Magnoliopsida; Lamiales; Lamiaceae
Product: metalloendoproteinase 5-MMP-like
Exons: 1
Coding region: 63-1007 (314 amino acids)
Biological process (GO): proteolysis; collagen catabolic process; extracellular matrix organization
Cellular component (GO): extracellular matrix
Molecular function (GO): zinc ion binding; metalloendopeptidase activity
Source: RefSeq, a predicted model, not a curated record
UUGCAUUAACAUGCAUCACAAAACAAAUUAAAUAUUCUUAAGAGUUUUUCAAGUAUUCAUUCAUGGCUUUUAAGAUUUUUCCUCUCAUCUCCUUUCUCUUCCUCAUUUUCAUACUACUUGCUCCUAGUGGCCAUGCCAAGAGGAGCAUCCCAAGUGGCAAAAAAACCUUUUUUGCCUCAGCUUUUGAAUAUUUCAUCAAGAAAUUAAAAGGUUGUCACAAGGGAAACACUACUAAAGGGAUCCAUGAGCUCAAAGCCUACCUCGAGAAAUUCGGUUAUCUCAGAUAUCCAAACAAAACACAAGCCACUGAUGAUGAUUUCGAUGAUAUCCUCGAAUCAGCCGUCAAAACCUACCAAGAAAACUACCACAUCAAACCCUCAGGGAUCGUGGACGAUGAGACGAUAUCAAAAAUGACAACCCCACGAUGCGGGGUGCCUGACAUCAUCAACGGCACUAACUACAUGCAUCCUCGACACAGAAACCACAAGUCGUCUGGCUCGAGCGGCGUCCACGUGGUGUCCAACUACAGUUUCUUUGAUGGAGAGCCUAAAUGGCCGCCUUCCAAAACCCAUCUGACCUACGGGUUCUUGCCCAACUUUCCCGCCAACGCCGUGGCCCCCGUGGCACGUGCCUUUCAGAAGUGGCAAUCCUCCACACACUUCACCUUCGCACGUGCCCAAACCAACGCGGAUUUGGUUAUAGGGUUCUACCGCGGGGACCACGGCGAUGGAGCCCCUUUUGAUGGCCCCCUCGGCGAUUCCAUAGCUCAUGCAUUUGCACCACCUGAUGGAAGGUUCCAUUACGACGCGGACGAGACGUGGUCGAUUGGGGCGGUUGCCGGUGCUUUCGACUUGGAAACCGUCGCGCUUCACGAAAUCGGGCACCUUUUAGGGCUCGGACAUAGCAUGGAUGAGGCGGCAAUCAUGUAUGCAAUGAUCGGAGCCGGAGGGAUUAAAAAUUUGAAUGCAGAUGAUAUUCAAGGAAUAAGGGAUUUAUACAAUAUCUAAAAUGUGUGUGUUUAUUUGCAUGUUAUGUUGGGAUUUUUGUAAUAGUAUCUAAGGUUCGUCGUUGGCUUUUAUGCAUGUUGUCGUAAGUUGUUAGGUUAAUUCUAUGAAAUAUGAAAUAAAGUCUUUUUGUUUUCUUUAA